CCCUCUGACGUCAGAGGAAGAGUGAGUUAUAAACGCGUUUAAAUGGCUGAGCCCGUGCGCCCCUCGAACCUCCACUCUGUGCGGGAACAAAGACCGAGCACGGUGCGGGGACCGGGACAGAGAGGUGACCGCCUGUCAGCGAGCUGUUGCUGUCCGUCCACAGGCGCCCAAACGUCGUGAAUGGGAACGGAGAAGAGGAAUUUGCUCCCACUGCACGUGUUUUCUCCACGCUAGACAAAACCGGUGCGUGGAGCUAAAAAAAAAAAAAAAAAAAAAAAAAAAAAAAGUUCACGGCUCUCUCUCUCUGCAACAUCUGGCGCGUGCCUGAAGGCGAGAGGAGCUCGAGGCUUCAUCAACUCUUCAGUCCGACGACGUCCAAGUUCACGGCGCGAGGUUGCUAUGGUGAACAACAGGGUGGAGGCACCCACAGUGGCAGUGAUGGGCGGCGGCGGGGGUGCAGUCGGCAGGUCGUGCGCAGGAUGCGGAGGUCGAAUUGCAGACCGCUUCCUGCUCUUCUCCAUGGAGCGAUACUGGCACACGCGAUGCCUCAAGUGCUCCUGCUGCCACGCUCAGCUAGGCGAGUACAGCAGCACCUGCUACAGCAAAGGAGGCAUGAUCCUCUGCAAGAACGACUACAUCAGGCUGUUUGGACACAGUGGAGCCUGCAGUGCAUGUGGACAGUCUAUACCCGCUAGUGAGAUGGUGAUGCGAGCACAAGGCAACGUAUACCACCUUAAGUGUUUCACCUGUGCAACCUGCAGGAACCGCCUGGUCCCUGGUGACCGCUUUCACUACAUCAAUGGGACUAUUUUCUGUGAACAUGACCGGCCGGGAGCAGGUCUGCUCAGUGGACAUCCAACACCACUGCAGGCCAACAGCAUGAUGUCUGACCAGAAGGUCUGCUGAGGAAGAAGAUGGACAACCAAAUGAGUGCCUUCACCCCCGCCUUUCUCCUCUGUCUCUUCUUCACUCUCCUCCUCUGCCUGUAAAUCCUGCCAUUGGUUGACGCCCUCCAUUUUGAUGGACUGUGACUCCACAGACUGGAUGUAGUCAGUAUUUCUACAGGUCCUGUGGAGUGUUGAGGAUGCUGAGGAUUUAUUUAUGCAGUAGACUGUUGUCUAUUGUGAACUAUGGAAAUAUUACUGAUAAGAACUAGCACGGCUAACGGGGGGGAAAUUGAAGACUGUCUGGAUUCAUCCCAUUUUUUUGAUUCCAGUGGACUCAUCUGUUACCUUUACCCAGCUAGCCAGUUACAUGGGCAUUGAAUAAGGCGUGGGGGGCAAUGACAGCAAUGUGAUUCAUUCAGGAGGGGAAAUGUAGUUCUUAAAUUGUAACUACAUGUCGUUUGACGAUGUUUUGGUUUGAGGAAAAAACAUGGAUCUUCUGAGUCAUCUGGACGUUUCCUUCCACACUCCAAGAGACAGCUGAACAAGAACGCAUCUAUAUUGAUACUUAAACUAUUUCUCUGUGUGGUUCUCUAUGAAAUAUUCAACCAACAUGUUAGUCUCUGGAUUGUUUUUACCAGUGUAUUGGGGGAAGUGAAGGUCGUCUUUCAGUGGUAGCAUUCCUACCAUAGACAAAAGUAGUUUGAAAUCUCAGGCAGCAUUGAGGUUAUUCUGGGUUUUUAUAUCUGUUUCACAAAUUGCUAACACCAUAAAUUCUCAAAUGGCAGCUGGGGCCUUUAUUAUUAGACAAGCCCUUAUUUCUAAUUUCCCCAGUUAAUACUCAACACGUCCUCCAUCUUUACACUUUGUCUUGAUAAAUUCAGUAUUGUAUCCAUACUGCACACAUUGCAUUAGUACAGCAAACACAAACACAGCUGUUAAGUUGCAGUACCAUGCACAUAGUUAAACGCUCUCUCGACUUUUCACAUUAAAAUUCUUGUAUCAUUCCCUAUACAGGCAGGCAGAACCGCUCGGAUGACGUUCACUGACUUUGCAUUUAGCGCCAUCAGGUCAUAAUUCAAAUGUAUCCUGUACCUUCUAAAUGAAUGGUAUUCCCAUCAGUCCCAGCUCUACUUUGUGUUUA
Larimichthys crocea (large yellow croaker) is the source of this 2028-nucleotide messenger RNA. RefSeq names its product LIM domain only 4a (gene lmo4la). The record is from RefSeq and is a predicted model, not a curated record. The transcript has 5 exons. The coding region runs from base 400 to 906 and encodes 168 amino acids. Lineage: Eukaryota; Metazoa; Chordata; Actinopteri; Sciaenidae.